AUGCCUCAACACCCCAAACACACCUCGCAGAUUGCCAUUCUCGGCGCUGGCGAUGUUGGAGCUACCAUUGCCUACUCACUUAUCAUGAACCCAGCAGCAGGUGAUAUCCUCAUGGUUGAUCCCAAGGAAGAAGUAAGAGACGCACAGGUGCAGGAUUUGUCCGAUGCCACCUUCCACGGCAACACCAGCACGCGGAUCAGAGCAGGAACCCACGAAGAAGCCGGUCAAUGCGAUAUUGUUGUCAUUGCCGCCGGCGCAAAGCAGAAGAAGGGUGAGCCUCAGACGCAUUUACAAGUCACUCAUAACGAAAUCGCAAGCCUAACCCACACAGGCGAAAGCAGAACCGACCUAAUCGGCCGCAAUAAAGCCAUCCUCGAAUCCGCAAUAUCAGACAUGAAGACCUUCCGCGCAGACACCGUCCUCCUCAUCGUCGCCAACCCCGUCGACAUCCUCACCUUCUUCGCGCAAAAGUUUUCUGGUCUUCCCAAACAGCAAGUCAUCGGCUCCGGCACCUUUCUCGAUUCGGCGCGUCUCCGCGGUAUCCUCGCGUCAAAAGCCGAAGUAGCUGCUAGCAGCAUCGAAGCAUACGUUCUCGGCGAGCACGGCGAAUCACAAUUCGUGGCAUGGAGUCUCGCGUCGAUCGGCGGUGUUGCGCUGGAGAAGGCGAUGCCUAGUGACACAAAGGGGAUUGAUAAGGAGGCCAUUGAAGAAGAGACGAGAAACAAAGCGAGUAGCAUCAUUCAGAACAAGGGAGCGACAAACUAUGGGAUCGGCGGUGUGGCGGCGAGUAUCUGCAAGAGUGUGCUUUUCGAUGAGAAGAUCAUACGGCCUGUGAGCUGUUGGCAGGCGGGUUUGGGCGUUUGCCUCAGUGUGCCGGUUGUGUUGGGGCGGAAGGGCGUGGUGAGGGUCUUGGAUGUGAAACUCAAUGAUGAGGAGAAGGGCAAGUUGGAGAAGAGUGCAAAGGCUUUGAGGGAGGUUAUUGAGGCGUAG
Pyrenophora tritici-repentis Pt-1C-BFP is the source of this 990-nucleotide messenger RNA. Lineage: Eukaryota; Fungi; Ascomycota; Dothideomycetes; Pleosporales; Pleosporaceae. The record is from RefSeq and is a predicted model, not a curated record.